AUGCUCCCCCUCCCCAAAAGCAUGAAGUCAAUCGGCAGCAACUCUGAUGAUUGGGAAGGAAAUGACGAUAGGUGGCCUCACUUGCAACAGGUCCCCAUCUACAGCGUCGGCCCGGCGACUACGCGGGCAUUGAAGGCGGUGCAGCAGGAGCCUCCGCUUCAAAUCUUCGGCGAUCAUACAGGCAAUGGAGAUGAAUUGGCCAAGUUCAUUUUGGAACAUUAUGGACAGUGGUAUGCAGACCGGGACACGAAGCCGCCGUUACUGUUUCUUGUUGGUGAACAGAGACGGGACAUCAUCCCCAAGUCACUCAUGGACGAGUCUCUGGCGUCGGAUAGACGGAUCCAGGUGGAUGAGAUUGUAGUGUAUGAGACUGGUGUUAUGCAGUCAUUCUUCUACGAUUUCCAACGGGUACUGGAGACCACAAAAAUUUCCAAGAUGAGGUGGGUUGUCGUCUUCUCCCCGACCGGCUGCGAAGGCAUGUUGCGUGCCCUGGAUGCACUUGAUUCCAAUGGAAAGGCGAAGUCAAAAGAGCCUGAGAGGACAACCUUCAUUGCAACAAUUGGGCCAACAACUCGUACUCAUCUGACCAAAGUCUAUGGCAAUUGGAUUGCUAGGAGAUGCGUCGCCGUUGGAUACCACCGCACGAUCGAUCUACAGGAGUACUGCACAUCUCAGGCCCCUCGAAGCAGCAACACCCAGCAGCACCCCGUCGAUUACUCACCCGACUCGAGCGGAGCCGUGACGCCGACCACCACCUCCGCCGGCUCCUCAACCUUCCUGUCGUCCUCCCUCUCGGGCCUCGUCGGCGGCCUGGGCGGUCUGGUGCGCCGCUUCUCGUCCGACGUGGCCGGCAACAACCACGACUUCUCCCGCUCGCCUUCCUCCCCGCCCCCGAUCUCCAGAGGAACGAGCUCUCUCUCGCACUCCUACAACAGCAGGAACAACGGCAUUGACGGUGUAUACACCCCGCCAACACACAGGACCGCAUCACCCAUGAGGCCGCCGCCCUUGGAGCCGCUAGAGCUCCGUGGCUUCAGAGAUGACACUGCAUCCUCAGCGAGGCUACUCACCACCACGAUUGCAGAGGAGAUUCGCAUCAUGGUUCCAGAGCGACAGCGUAUAGAAGACGCUUGGCACCUGGUGUACAGUCUGGACCAGGACGGCGCCAGCCUGGCAACUCUGUACAAGAAGUGCCAAGCCUACGAAGGGCGAAGAGUCAGCUUCGUGCUGGUGAUUAGAGAUAAUGAUGGAGGGCUGUUUGGCGCCUAUCUCUCUGACUUCCCCCAUCCAGCAGCGCACUACUUCGGCAACGGCGAGUGCUUCCUCUGGCGUGCCUCCGUGCUAGCCUCUCUGCCGCCUCCGCCGUCCGCCGACACAACCAAUCUCACGACCCGGAGCACAACCAUUGCCUCGCCAACUUCCUCAACCUUUCCCCCAUUUGCUCGUCCUCAGUCGCCAAACCAGUCUUCGCCAUCCACGUCCACACCAUCCCUGCUCGCGCCCACGCAAUCCUCCUCCUCCCGCGGCUCAGGGGCAACCAGCCCGGCCAUCCCGCCCUCGCCCUCAAUCCGCUUCAAGGCCUUCCCCUACAGCGGCGUCAACGACUUCUACAUCUACUGCGAGUCGCACUGGCUGUCCGUCGGCGGCGGCGACGGCCACUACGGCCUGUGGCUGGACGACGGCCUGGCCAAGGGCGUGAGCUCGCGCUGCCUGACCUUUGGCAACGAGCCGCUGAGCGACGAAGGCGAGAAAUUCGGAGUCCUCGGCGUCGAGGUCUGGGUGGUCGGUCGUGAUCGGCCGUGA
Molecule: messenger RNA, 1803 nt
Organism: Phaeoacremonium minimum UCRPA7
Lineage: Eukaryota; Fungi; Ascomycota; Sordariomycetes; Togniniales; Togniniaceae
Product: putative uroporphyrinogen-iii synthase protein
Exons: 4
Coding region: 1-1803 (600 amino acids)
Biological process (GO): response to oxidative stress; tetrapyrrole biosynthetic process
Cellular component (GO): nucleus
Molecular function (GO): uroporphyrinogen-III synthase activity
Source: RefSeq, a predicted model, not a curated record